Passer domesticus (house sparrow) is the source of this 1622-nucleotide messenger RNA. RefSeq lists its product as uncharacterized. Gene Ontology annotation, cellular component: cytoplasm. Lineage: Eukaryota; Metazoa; Chordata; Aves; Passeriformes; Passeridae. The transcript has 9 exons. The record is from RefSeq and is a predicted model, not a curated record. The coding region runs from base 354 to 1622 and encodes 422 amino acids.
ACAAGAACACUCCACAGCGCUCAGAGCAGGCGACGGGACAGGACGGGGCAGAGCGGUGCUGUGAGGAGCCCCCGCACAGCGCACUCGUUCCUGCCUGACCCGGAGCUUUUCUGAGGUGUUGUUCCUGCAGCUGACCUCGAGGCCAGACUGUGGGACUUGCUGACCUGAGUCAUUUACCAGGAAUCUCCUGUCAUUGUGGCAGGAGCCCCCAAGACUAGAGUGCAGGACUUGCUGUCCUGCAGCUAUCCUGAGACCGCUCUGUCUCAGAAAUCUUCAAGGCACAACUGAAAUUGCUGACUUGGCAAUAUCCUGAGGCAUCUCUCUAGAAGGUGCCUUCAAGGCUGGAAGGUGGAAUGGCAGGCAGAUUUUUCAGCCUGUUCAAAUGCUUCCGGGGGAAAAAUAAGAAAGGCCCUGGAGCUGCUGCAGGAGAGCAACUUGAAGAGCCAGAGCAGAUCCAGACACUGCAGGAGGAUGCAGCCGUGGAGCGCACACAAGAGCAGCAAUCCAGCCAUGACCGCUUCCGCAGAACAGCGCAGAUGUUCCGAAAAUUCCCGCGCAUUCGGCGUAGAGAGACCAACACCACAGCAGCUGAGGGCCCAGCUGAGCCUGACUCGGGGCUGACCCAGCUCCAGGCAGAGCCUGAUGUCAGCCCAGACUUGGCUGGGCUCUCACAAGACUUGGACACCUCAGGGACUGAAACGUGGGCACAGGAUCUUCCCACAUCAGGGACUGAGGAUGCAGUCAUAACAAACACUGACAAUGAAGAGACUGAGGCCUUGAAAAAUACUGGAGCCAUGCCCACUCCCCCUGAGAUUUGUGCUUCCACUGUGGAUUUUUUCCUGGAGAGUGCUGUUCCUUAUCAGCAGCAGGUGCCAGCCAUGGUGAAGAACAUCCACCAGAGUCUCAUGUCCCACGUCACUGUGGAUGCCAGGCUGCACAGCGACAUUGUGAGGCUGGCUGAGGAACACCCUGCAGACGUGGCGCUGACCCUCCUGCACUGUGCCCCAACGUGUGACAGAGCUGCUGCAAUGAUGUGGAGAGCCAUAGGCACAUCAGGACCAACAAUGGAGAAGGUGCUGGCAACACUGCUCUGUGUGAUGGAGGAUUGGCCUGUGCACAGCACAUGCACCUCCGAUGGGGACAACAAGGACGUUUUUGCCCUGGCUGCAACUCUGGUGAUCUGGGUCAUUGUGCCUAAAUGCCAGGAGGCCAUGAUCCUUCAUUCCUCCCGCCUGUUUGUGGCUCUGCUCUUCCAUGUUGUCAUCACCACCCAGCAGAUGCCACCAGAGGAAGUUGAAAACUUCUGGAGAGCGUGCCAGGAGGAACACCACCUUCCCAGCAAGCCCAACAGGUUUGCAGUGCAGGCCAUGAAGGCUCUGCUCUGCCGACUGGAGUGUGACCAGGAGGUGAUGGAUAUGGAGCGUAAGUGUGGCUGGGACACGCUGCUGUGUGCUCACACCCAGCACUAUGCCGUGGGUCUGCUGGCCAGAGAGAUGCGCCGUGGCUCCCUCUCCUUGUGUUCUGGGAUUGCUCUCCGUCUGCUUGGGCUGCUCAGCAGGGAGGAGCCACGCUGGGAUCUGCCUGGCCUAGCGUUCCUUGUGGAGCUCUCUGCCCUCUCGUAG